AUGGCGUCACCUUCGCCUUCAGAACAGCCAUCGCAGGUUCCGCACCAAGAGUCGUCUCUUGCCUCCCCUCUUCCAAAUGCCGGCAUUGCGCAGGACCCUCAGGUAGCUUUGGCAGCCGGUAUCGAAGCAAAGGACGGAAAGACUUGUAUCAGAUUGCUGGACACACAUGCUGAUGCUUUGACUCGACCCGGAAAUGCUUUUGAUUGGCUCAAGGACCUGUUCGCGAUUGGCCUGACCUCGAGGGAGGUCGUCGACCUCAUUUUUGAAGAUGCAGAACAAAGUCCCUGGAUCUGUUACGAGUUGACUUCGCCAGCUGAGCAUGAGGAAGAUGCCACGCCUUAUCGAUCAGACUACGUUCAACCUGCCCGGCCUCACAAUUCUGGCAAGCCUACCGUAGCUGAGGUCAAACGAAAGAUAUCUGAGCUCUGCGGUCUUGGUGGAGUUAUACCUACACCCCAUGGUCGCACGCUAUGGAACGACGAUGUAAAAAUUCAUUCUUUCGACCAUGUUGCGUCAAUUUGUUACGGGUCGCCUGCGCAAACAGAUAGGUAA
Messenger RNA from Aureobasidium namibiae CBS 147.97, 552 nucleotides. RefSeq lists its product as uncharacterized. NCBI's taxonomy places the organism in Eukaryota, Fungi, Ascomycota, Dothideomycetes, Dothideales, Saccotheciaceae. The transcript has a single exon. The record is from RefSeq and is a predicted model, not a curated record. Bases 1 to 552 code for a protein of 183 amino acids.